Molecule: messenger RNA, 393 nt
Organism: Hevea brasiliensis (rubber tree)
Lineage: Eukaryota; Viridiplantae; Streptophyta; Magnoliopsida; Malpighiales; Euphorbiaceae
Exons: 1
Coding region: 1-393 (130 amino acids)
Source: RefSeq, a predicted model, not a curated record
AUGACGAUAAUAGCUAGGACACUACAGCAGACAAAAAGCUAUGUAGAUCCUAGGCAAAAGGAUUUAGAGUUUGCAGUGGGCGAUCAUGUACUCUUGAAGGUCUCUCCGAUGAAGGGAGUUAUGAGAUUUGGGAAGAAGGGCAAGCUCGCAUCCCGAUACAUAGGGCCUUUUGAGAGUACUGAUAGAGUUAGAGCAGAGGCCUAUCGGUUAGAGUUACCACCAAGCUUUUCUUACGUCUACCCAGUGUUCCACAUUUUCAUGCUUAAGAAGUACAUACCUGAUCCUUCUCAUGUGUUACAACCCUAUACAGUGGAGUUGAAGGAAAACUUAACCUUUGAGGAGCAACUAAUAGCCAUAGUGGACUUUCAGAUGAGGCAGUUAUGGUCAAAAUAG